GGCUUGCCCCUUCAGCGCCGGCCGGCUGUGUGUAGGUGGGUGGCUGGUCCAGAGGGCCCUGGCCGAGGUGAGGCUCCCGCGGUCCUGUCGCUUUGCAGUAAGUUGGGGAGGCCUCAGGCCGGGGCUGCCUCCUGCCUACCUCGGAUUCCAAGGUGGUUCCCAGAUGGCUGCCAAGUCCUGCUCCCGGGCUCCGGGCGAGAUGCCUCUGACCUUCCAGGAUGUGGCUGUGUACUUCUCCAGGGCAGAAGGGCAGCAGCUUGGCCCCCAGGAGCGGGCGCUGUACCGGGAUGUGAUGUUGGAGAACUAUGGGAACGUGGCCUCGCUGGGUUUCCCAGUCCCUAAGCCAGAGCUGAUCUCCCAGCUGGAGCAAGAGGAGGAGCUGUGGGUCCUGGAUCUUCUGGGGGCCGAAGAGCCAGAAGUCUUGAGAAGUUGCCAGACAGAUUCUGAGAUUGAGACCGAGAAGGAGCUAUCCAUUUUAAACAAGAAAUGUUCAGAAGAAGUAAAAACCCCAGAAUUAAUAUCACAAAAAUCCCUAAGGGCUAAUUCACAGACAUCUGAGUCCCAGGAAGCUUGGGACCAUGGAGGUCAGGGAGAAGGGAACCAUGGGAGCCCUGCUACUCACAGUUCAAAGAGAGUUGCUCAGAAGGACUCUAUAGUCUGCAGGGAACAAGGUCAAGAGAACACCCAGACUUCUGCAUUUGACAGACAAAGUGUUGUUACAAUUCAAAGAAAUAAAACGGGGCAGAGAACCUUUAAAUGUGACAUAUGCAGUAAAACAUUUAAAUAUAAUUCAGACCUAAGUCGGCAUCGCAGAAGUCACACUGGGGAAAAGCCUUAUGAAUGUGGUCCAUGUGGGCGGGCUUUUACUCACAGCUCAAAUCUUAUUCUUCACCAGCGAAUUCACACUGGGAAUAAACCAUUUAAGUGUGAUGAAUGUGGGAAAACUUUUGGGCUCAAUUCCUAUCUCCGUCUGCAUCAGAGAAUUCACACUGGAGAAAAGCCUUUUGGGUGUAAUGAAUGUGGGAAGGCCUUCAGUAGAAGUUCAAGCCUUAUUCAACAUCGCAUAAUACACACAGGAGAGAAACCGUACAAGUGUAAUGAAUGUGGGAAGGCCUUCAGCCAGAGCCCUCAGUUAACUCAGCACCAGAGGAUUCACACGGGAGAGAAGCCGCAUGGAUGCAGUUGGUGUGGAAAGGCCUUCAGUCGGAAUGCAAGCCUUAUUCAGCACCAGAGGAUUCACACGGGAGAGAAGCCCCACAAAUGCAGUCAGUGUGGGAAAGCCUUCAGUCAGAGCUCCAGCCUUUUUCUUCACCACAGGGUCCACACUGGGGAGAAGCCCUAUGUGUGCGGUGAAUGUGGAAGGGCCUUCGGCUUCAAUUCUCAUCUCACUGAGCAUGUGAGGAUUCACACUGGGGAGAAGCCCUAUGUUUGUAACGAGUGUGGCAAAGCCUUCAGCCGCAGUUCCACUCUGAUGCAGCACCGCAGAGUGCAUACGGGGGAGAAGCCGUAUCAGUGCGCCGAGUGUGGGAAGGCCUUCAUCCAGAGCUCCCAGCUCACCCUGCACCAGCGAGUACACACCGGAGAAAGGCCUUAUGAAUGUGGCCUCUGUGGGAAGGCCUUCAGCCGGAGAUCAGCCCUCACUCAGCACCAACGGAUUCACGUGGGCGAGAACGCACAGGAAUUUGAGUGUGGCUCGGGUUUUGUUUAUGACCCCAGCCAUCUGCCCACUGGAGAGAGGCAUGGCAGGGCCUUCAGCCACAGUGCUAAACUUGUUCUGCAGUGGACAAUACGAAGCGAUGAAAAGUCCCGGGAUUGUAACGAAUGUGGGAAGACUCUUAGCACUUCCUCCCAACCCAUGGAAUAUCAGAAAAUCCAAGCUGGGGAGAAGCCCUAUAAAUGCCAGGGAUGUGGAGGUAAAGCUGGUGGUGGAGUGUCACCCCUUACUCAACAUCAUGUGACUCGUGUUGGAGAGAAACCACAGUUGAAUGAUGGAUCUGAAAGAUACUUAAUUCAUAUCAAAAAGAUUUUUCCAGACAGACAUUUUUAAUGUGAUAAAUGUAGAAAACAAUUUAGAAACUUUGUUUUACAUUAGGUAGGAUGGCAUAAUGAAAAUGAAAUAAACUAACAGACUUGCAUGUUAGGAGGCUGGGGCCAUGUGGCCUAUUGUGUCUACUCACCCCACCACCCCCCCCCGUGCCCAGGGUCCUGACUGACUCAACACAGCAGGCCACCUUAGCAUCAGGUCGAGCUCAGGUCUUUAUCACAGGGUCGAGUUUCAACACUAAAGAGCAGCUGAUGGAAGGUUUCAAGAUAACAACACAUUUUUCACUGGUGACCGUAAGAGAGAGACCCGGAGAUCUGGGGAAUUUGGCCUGUCACCUUUGAGAGUAUUGAUGACGCUAAGGACAAGCUGUGGCCAUGAAUGGCCAGCAUGUCGACAGUCUGGGGACCGGGGUGGCUCUGCCAGUGGCUGGCUGGACUAAAUAUAGGUUCUCUAGGUGUAGAGAAGACCUGGAAGUUUGUGGGGGAGGGCAGCCACCGUGAGGCGAGGAGUGGAGGCUACGGAGUCACCAACACAGUUAGCUGUGCUAACCAGAGCUUAGUGCCCACGGUGGCAGCAAGGACAGCUACAAAGAGUAAAGCUGCUGCUGGAGGUUGUCCUGGUGGCUGUAAUGUAAAGACUUCCUGUUCUUCGCUGAAGUAGGCACGUGCAGCGAGCAGAGCUUGUCAUUUCUCUUCUGCCAACACUGCCCGACUACCGCUGACCCCAGGCAUCCUCAUGACUAAGUGUUUCUUUUUAAGGAAGUGCUGGCCUUGUUUUAUUUUUUAAGUGUUUUGCCGGGCACUUGAGCAACAGAGACAAGUAGAUCUCUGUGAGUUUGAGGUUCUAGAUCAGCCACAGACCCUGUCUCAAAAAAAGUUUUGAAAGGCAUUUCAUAUUUUACUUUUUUUUUUUUUUUUACUGUGACUCCUGUUUUGUUUAAGACUGUCAACACACCUGUGUGAAUUGUUUCUUACUGGUUUUUUUUGUUUUGUUUUUUUUUUGGGGGGUGGGGAUGUUGGUUGUAUUGCCUUUUUUCACUGUCUGCUGGGGUUAUCCUGGGAGGUUAGGUACCUCCACUCAGAGAACUGAAAGCAAGUAGACUCUGAAUCUACCUUUCUUGUGGAAGUUGAGCCAGCUGUGGUUUUCUCCAACUCCAUAUAAUCUUUCUCAGCGAGGUACGGUUGGAUGGGCACCAGUUAGCCGCAGGGCUGCCUGAGUCCAGCCUGUACACCGGCCAUGCCAUGUGCCCCAGUGUCAGCUCAGACACUGGCGGUUCUUGAUGAGGUUUAUCUGUACUUUUUUACUGGAAGGUGUAGGAAUAAGCCAUUAAUGUUGUAUUUGCAGUGGCUGAUUCUUCUACUCCGUUCCCUUCGGCUUUAUGAAGCCAAUUAAAAGGCUGUGAAACACAAUU
Messenger RNA from Psammomys obesus (fat sand rat), 3455 nucleotides. It is a transcript of the gene Znf251, whose product is annotated as zinc finger protein 251. Bases 164 to 2047 code for a protein of 627 amino acids. NCBI's taxonomy places the organism in Eukaryota, Metazoa, Chordata, Mammalia, Rodentia, Muridae. The transcript is spliced from 5 exons. The record is from RefSeq and is a predicted model, not a curated record. Gene Ontology annotation, biological process: regulation of DNA-templated transcription.